Molecule: messenger RNA, 1539 nt
Organism: Electrophorus electricus (electric eel)
Lineage: Eukaryota; Metazoa; Chordata; Actinopteri; Gymnotiformes; Gymnotidae
Gene: ccnb2
Product: cyclin B2
Source: RefSeq, a predicted model, not a curated record
AGUCCCCGUUUUUUUUUUACUGCUCCGGGUAACGACACCAGUACGAGAGCAAAAGCAGGCGAAUUCGUUACGGUUUUUAAGCUGCCAAGUAACUUACGCAAUUGCCAUGGACAUUCGCGCUAUUCACCGGAAUGCGGAGAACCCGGCACCAGUCGGUGGGAAGACUGUGGCCGCUGCUGUGGGAGCGAGAAGGGCUGUCUUCAGCGAGCUUUCCAAUUUUGCCGCAAAACCUGCGAAGGGCACGAAAGGGAUCAGGUUGGCAGCUCAGCCAACUGCCGUGCAACCGAAACGUGUUCUUUCGGCGUCGGAAGCCCUCCUUCCUGUUCCAGUUAUUCUGCCUGUGCAAACCGACGUCUCCAUGAAGGAGGAGGAGCUGUGUCAGGCUUUUUCCGACGCGCUGUGCCCCGUUGAGGAUAUCGACAAAGACGAUGCCGAAAUACCCCAGCUGUGCUCCGAAUACGUGAAGGACAUUUAUGCGUAUCUACGAAGCCUUGAGGCCCAGCAGGCAAUACGGCCAAGAUACAUGGAUGGCUAUGAGAUCAAUGAGCGCAUGCGUGCUCUUCUGGUUGACUGGCUAAUCCAGGUGCACUCCAGGUUCCAACUGCUCCAGGAAACCUUGUACAUGACUGUGGCCAUCCUUGAUCGCUUCCUUCAGGUCCAGCCAGUGUCUCGAAGGAAGCUGCAGCUAGUGGGGGUUACUGCUAUGCUGGUUGCUUCUAAAUAUGAAGAGAUGUACGUUCCAGAGGUCGGGGACUUUGCCUACAUCACAGACAACGCCUUUACCAAACUCCAGAUCCGAGAGAUGGAGAUGCUCAUUCUCCAAGAACUGAACUUUGCACUUGGGCGGCCUCUUCCCCUUCACUUUCUCAGAAGAGCUUCAAAAGCUGGAAAUGCGGAUGCUGAGAAACACACACUUGCGAAGUACUUCCUUGAACUAACCCUGCUAGACUACGACAUGGUCCACUAUCAUCCAUCAGAGACUGGAGCUGCUGCCCUCUGCUUGUCUCAGCUUGUGCUUGAUGGGCAGAAAUGGUCUCCAACACAGGAACACUACACAACAUACAGCGAGGCCCACCUGAAGCCCAUAAUGCAGCACAUGGCCAAAAAUGUGUUCAAGGUUAAUGAGGGGCUCACAAAAUAUGUGGCUGUGAAGAAAAAGUAUUCGAGCAGCAGACUGAUGAAGGUUGGCCUGCUGCCACAGCUGAAGUCAGCCCUGGUGAAGGACCUCGCUGCUCCGUUGCUCCAGCCCUCUUAAUCAGUCCAAGGGUUUCUGAAUGGAUGAACACUACUGAUUGCACUUUAUUCCCAAUUGGCCAGUGGAGAUGGACUGCUGCUUUUAAUGUGCACAUGCAUGUAUGCUGUGUAGGUGUGUAUAUGCAAAUAAAUGUUUUACUUGUUGACCAUUUUAGCAACACUUGUGAAUAGUGAUUUGUUUUCUUAGAGGUUUUUACUUUUUUAAAAUGUUCAUUGUCUAGGACCUUGAGUUUCACCCUGUGAGGUGAACCAACUUUUUUCAAUAAAAGGCCAAAGAUGUUCUGA